ACUUACCGUGUACAUUUUUCGUGUCUUUACUGAAGCUGUAAGGUUAACUCCUAGUAAACUGACAAUUGUUUGGCUCUUUGGAGAAUCACAGGGCCGUUUGCAUUUGCUCGGACUCUCUCCUAGCGUUUACAACCGUGUCGCAGAGAGCUAGCUAUGUGGCUAACGUUAGCUCCCUGGACGUUAGCUGUGUCGCUAGCUUGUUUAGUACCGAAAACAGACUCAUGCACCCAUUAUCGGACGCACCCCACUCUUAAAGCUUAAAACGUUUAAAUACUUAACUAUUUAACGAGUACAGUCGAAAUUAGUGCCGGACAUAUUGUCUCACAAAUGCUCUCUCGUUUAUGUAACGUUUAUGUGGGACUACACAGCUCUAAAUUGGUAUACAAGCUAAAAUUGUUCCCUUCUGAAGAAGCGCAUCCGCCUCGGUUAGCGAAGGAGGAGCAAUUGGCGGUCUCGAUCAUUUCUGUUGUCAUUGGUACUUAGCGUUGUAUUUGUGGGUGAUACUUCAGAUUUCCACUCUGGCGUGACAACUGGUGGCUGUGACGAUGCAGGAAAUGACCUAGAGGCCUUACAGAUACAUUUGUGCUUUUGUCACUCUAAUCUGCAUCCGCUGAGAACAGCGAGAUCUGGAAGCACACUUGUUUCCGCAGUGAGUAAUAUCUACCUCAGCCAGCAGACAGGGGAGAAACCAGGAAGCUGGUGGAGACUUCAGACAGGCAGACGGAGCUAUCAGCUGGCCACUCGCUCACUGCCUGAUGAGUCCUGCUUUGUGAAGAGGAUUAGAGACGGACUGGAUCUGUCUGCCCUUCGCCUCCUACAGCUCCUCUACCAGCCAGUACACAAGAAGAGCUGAGGCCACAUUCUCUAAUUCCAGCAUUUACUCAUUUGUGUGUGUGUGUGUGUGUAUUUUUUUAAAUAAUUUUCCAUCUGUGCUGUUGACCAGUGUCUCAUUUUCCAUGGAUACACCUUUGCUGUCAGCUUUUAAAAGGAUCAUCUACUUUUAUUGGUGCAGGCUGGUAUAGUUUAUAUAUGUACAGACUUAUGUGUAUACUCUAUAUACUGUAUGAAGAAGUUUUCUCCCCACGCUGAAGGAAAAUUGAUGCACUUUAAGAUUGUCUUGGCUGUACAAUACAGAGUGUUUUUGACUUUUCUCCACUACUAUGAUCAUUUUGUUUGAAGCUGGAAACAGAGAAACUGGAGGUGUGUCUGCUGUUUUUAAGCUGGGCCUGAUGCAUCUGCAGCAGGGCUGCAUGUAAGCAUUUUACUCAGCCUGCCAGUUUUUUUUUGAUCGCCCUCCAUCCUAUCCCACUUCUGUGCUGCCUCUCUAAAAGGCACACUGAGAUGAGCCUCUGGCAGGUGGAAUCCUUGAGCUUUCUUUUUACAGAACCUGAACAGUUUUAGGACUGUUGGAUUUGAGUUUGUUGUUUUGGAAAGAGGACUAGAGCACUUUGUGCAGAAAACAACAAAGACUAAAAACAGGAGCUUCCGGUGCUGUUGCACCACUUAUGUAUUGUUGCAGUGCGCAGGAAAGUAAAAUGGACUACAAGCGUCGCUUUUUGCUCGGCGGGUCCAAGCAGAAAGUGCAACAGCACCAGCAGUACCAGAUGCCUGAACUGAGCCGGACCCUGAGCGCCUCCCUAGUCUCCUCUUGCUCGGCCUCUUCACCCAUGGGCACUGGGGUGGGCAUGACUGGCAGCUGCCACCCACCUCCCUCUGGUGCCACCACCGCGGUUGCUGAUAUCCAGCAAGGCAUCUCUAAAUACUUGGAUGCCCUCAAUGUGUUCUGCAGGGCCAGCGCCUUCCUAACAGACCUGUUCAGCAGUGUGUUCAGGAACUCUCAUUAUUCCAAAGCAGCUAUGCAACUGAAGGACGUGCAGGAACACGUCAUGGAGGCGGCCAGCAGGCUGACUGCAGCAAUAAAGCCUGAAAUUGCAAAGAUGCUGAUGGAGCUGAGUGCCGGGGCCGCUAACUUCAAAGACCAGAAUGACUUCAGUCUGCAGGAUGUUGAGGUACUGGGUCGAUGCUUCCUCACGGUGAUGCAGGUCCAUUUCCAGUUUCUUUCACAGGCCUUGCAGAAGGUCCAGCCUGUGGCCCAGUCAUGUCUGGCAGAGGCUUUGGCCCAGGCCCAGGAGCGUUGCACUAAUACCCGCUCCCAAAGCUCUGACCUCGGGCCCCUUACAGAGCUGGAGGAAGCCUCCCGCUCAUGGAAAGGUGUAGCUGAGGCCACAGCAAGGUUAAGAGAGAGGGGCCGGGACGGCUGCCUGGCAGGCAUCCAGGUUCAGCAACUGUUCUGUUCCAACACCACCACCAUCCCUGAGCACCAGCUGAAGGAGCUCAAUAUGAAGAUUGACAAUGCUUUACAGGCUUACAAAGCAGCACUAGAAAGCCUGGGCCACAGUGAAUAUGCUCUUAAGGCUGGGUUUCAUCUGAACCCCAAAUCUGUGGAGGCAGCAUUACAGGGCUGCUGCAGUGAGGCAGAGGCCCAGCAGGCGGGCAGGAUGCAGACCACCUCCCAGCCGAUCCAGUGCGAGCUACCUACGAUCCCUGUGCAGAUCGGCUCACAUUUCCUCAAAGGAGUGUCCUUUAAUGAGUCAGCGGCAGAAAACCUCAAACUAAAGACGCACACAAUGCUGCAGCUCAUAAAGGAUGCACUGGGCCAGAACGGAGUGACUCCAAGAGACGACUCUCCUGUCACAGAAGUCCUCAACCAAGUCUGCCCAUCUAGUUGGAGAGGAGCCUGUAAGACAGCUGUCCAGCUUCUGUUUGCACAGGCUGGUCUGGUGGUGGUUGACACAGCUCAGAUUGAAAACAAGGAGGCCUAUGCUCCACAGAUCACUCUGGAGGGAUCCAAAGUGGUUGUUCAGGUACCCUCUACAUGGUGUCUGAAGGAGGACCCAGCCACGAUGUCCCUGCUCCAGCGGAGCCUGGACCCGGAGAAGACUCUAGGCCUUGUAGAUGUGCUCUACACAGCAGUGUUUGACAUCAACAGGUGGAAGGAAAGAAAAGAGCAAGCCUUGCCAACUAUCCAGAUUCAGCUACAGCGUGAGACCCCAGACUAUGGCGGCCAGGCAGACCUGCCUCCUGGGACCAGCUCUAAGACCUCCAGUGGACUGCCGAAGACAAUAUCUAAGUUGACAUCCAAGUUCACCAAGAAGGUCUCAUCCAGCUCUCAUAAUAGUGGAGGCAGUUAUUCCAUUCCUAGCACCCCAUCUCGCAGCAUGCUAACAACCAGUAACUCUGAGGAGAAGGCCAAGAACCUGGGUCACAGUGAUGGGAGGCUGCAGAGCAUCCUGCAGAUGGGCAGCCUCUCUUGCACUGCUGACUCCACCCAGCAAAACCAGCUGGCCAAUGGCUUGGUGUCCGAGGACCAGGGGAUGAACCUCCCCACUGACCAAGAGAUGCAGGAUGUCAUUGACUUUCUCUCAGGAUUUAAUAUGGGCAAAUCCCAGCAGGCCUCGCCCCUGGUCAAGAGGAGGAACUCUGUGGCAUCUGCUAACCCCGCUGAGCUGAAGCCCCCCAGUGGACCUCCACCGACUUCCCAGGCCAUCUCUCACAGUGCUCUCCAGCCCCCGCCUCAGACCUUGCCCCAGCCUCAGCCUCAACCACAGCCUCCUCCAUCAGUGCCGAAGCAGCAGCCUCAGCCACAACCGCAGCCACCUCCUCCACCGCAACAACAGCCUCAGCCUCAACAGCAGCAGCAGCAGCAGCCGCCACCUCCUCCUCCUCAGCAGCCCUCUCCACAGGCCCUUCAGUACUACCAGCACCUCCUGCAGCCCAUCAGUCAGCAGCAGCCUCCUCCUCCUCAGCUUCCUCCUCAGCAGACCCCACCUCAGGUUCUGCCUCAACAACGAGUGGCAAGCAAGUGGCUCAGCACAUCGGGCCAGCAGCCUCCUCCACAGGGCCCCCCUGCAGGGCUUUCACCCCUGGGUCCCAUCGGCCAAUGGAGCUCACCUGGACUGCCAGACUUGAGCUCAGACUUAUACAGCCUUGGCCUGGUCAGCACAUACAUGGACAGUGUCAUGACAGAGAUGUUGGGUCAGAAGCCCCAGGGGCCCCGAAACAACACCUGGCCCAACAGGGACCAGAGUGAAGGAGUGUUUGGAGUCUUAGGAGACACACUGCCCUUUGAUCCAGCAGUUGGCUCUGACCCCGAAUUUGCACGUUACGUUGCCGGUGUCAGUCAGGCCAUGCAGCAGAAAAGGCAGGUGCAGCACAUCCGUCGGCCCAGUAACAGUCGCAGUAACUGGCCAAUGCCUGAUGAGCAGCAGCACAGGACCUGGUCCCACCCAGAAUACUACAGUGAGGGGGAGGCUGUAAACAGCAGCUGGUCAGCCAAUCAGGGGGAUUCGGCCAGCUCCAGCGAUGAGACAUCCUCAGCCAAUGGCGACAGUCUGUUCUCCAUGUUUUCUGGGCCAGACCUUGUGGCAGCAGUUAAGCAGAGGAGAAAACACAGCUGUGGUGAGCCGGAGGUGUGCACACUGCCCUCACCACCACUCCAUCACAUCGGGGAUGACAACCAGGACAGCAAAACGAAAACCUGGCCCCCAAAAGCACCGUGGCAGCACUCCAACACCAACACCAUGCCCAAUCCCAGCUCUUCCUUGUACCAGAUGAACAUCCCUCCUUCCUCGCAGUGGAGUGACUCCAUGCAGAUGCUCCAGUCUCCUGUGUGGUCCACCGCCAGUGACUGCUCCCCCUCGACGGGCAUCUCCUCUGGUUUUCCCUUCACCCAGCAGCAGCAGCAGCAACAGCAGCAGCAACAGCAGCAGCAGCAACACAAACCCAUGACCAAGGGCUUUAAAUCCUUCCCCCUCAAACACGAGCACAGACCCUCCUACCUUCACCAGUACUGAUGGCGAUGCAGCGGUCCGAUGGUGAAGCAAAGCGCAGUGGAGGGUCUGUAGCUCUGUCAGAUGAGCCACAGAGUGGGCCAAGGUGCACACAUGAUAGUCCACACCCACUAAAUUGGAAAAUUUCAGCCUGAGGCUCUCCAGCCUGCCAGGUAAAAUUAAGUAUACACACUGGCUCAACAUUUUUGUAUCUAUAUUUUUCCAUGCCAAACAUGCCCAUUUGAAAGAGAGACAUAUUUUACAGUUUUUCGAACUGCCAUGUUUUAACUACAACAGAUGCAUGUGUUCCGCCGGCAGCAGUUAGUCUAUUGGUCGUUUCUCUGUCUGUUGAGCUGACCUAGUGCGUCUCCUCAGACUAGAGCUGGAGACAUGCGCGGCCGUCACCGACUUGGUUCUGCGGCUGAAAGUGUGUGUACAGGUGAGGAAUCACAGGAGGGCAUGGGGCUUGAAGCGUUCUCCUUUUGCCCAUAAUAAAUAUACUGUGUCUACAUAGCUGUAACUGCCAAAUCUCACGCAAGAUGACCCAGAAUACAGCUACCAUCUACUGUUUCAUAGCUUGUAAAAUACUGAAGUUGAAAUAUAAAUAUUUAGUUCUUUUUAUUAAGAGGCUUUGAGCAGGCUCAGCGUAAAUAUAGUAAGUCACUGCAGAGGUGUAAUUUGAGAGAAAUACACUACUUUUUCAACAACUGACCAGAGUUAAGAAUUAUAGCAGUAACUAUGUGCCAUGUUGGUAUUGAUAGCACUUGCAGAUUAUUAUUUCCAACCAAAGCGUUGUUCAGAAAAUGAAUGGUGCUGAAGAGAUAAGAGGUGGUCUGAGAUUAUUAUAGAGAAGCGGUGAAGUUACAAACCCUACUGGUUGUGAGCAUUGGGGAACAUCUUCACAAACAGAAGCGCAUUCAUUUAUUUCUUCCUCUAAUUGGCAGUUGUUUGUUCCAGAUUGACACUAACUCCCAUGAACCUAACUUUUUUGUUUUGUUUAAUAAUACAAUAUUUUCUUGUACAAUUAUUGACAGUAUUAAUCUUAUUUUUGUAUUUUCUUACAUGUUAUACCAUUACUGUAUGUUAGUAUUCUUGUAGACAUAUUACAUAAAACAUUAUUUUUCACCUCCCAAUAUGUGAAAAGCACAUUUUUUUCCUACAGAGUGGAUCUACACCAUCUAUCUAUAAACGUUACCAAAUAUGCCAUGCUAAACACUAAAACAUUGUGUGAUGAGGGUGUUUUUGAGCCCUUGUUUCUUCGGUUUCUAUGGCAAUGGGCUGAAUUUAAGCGCCCAGAAUGUUCUUUUUGUGAUGUUUGCGGAUGCCAAUGUUGCCUGUAUUUAUGAAAUGACACCAUGUUUUCAGAAAACUAACAUACUUAACAUGUUUACAGAGAAUUGUUUGCUGUAUAUACAUAUAAAUGUAUAUCUUUUUAUAGUUAAUGUGCUUUGCACAAUCAAGAUAUAGGGUUUGUUGCUUUUUGUCUGUGUUAUCUCCCUAACUGUUGCAGCCUUUUUUAAUGACAUCAUUACAGACCUUGGACUGUAACUGUUAGCUUCUCAGCUGUGUCAAAUGGUUUACUAGUGGCUUCUACAAAAUAAAAAAAGAAUAAAAACAUGUUGCCCUGAUAGAAGAUAUGAAGGGGGACUGCUUGGCUUAUGUUGCUUAUUGUUCUCUUGAGCUGGCAACUGAAUCUUUCCAAGUGUACCAGCAAUGCAAAAAAUGAAUAAAAAUGACUAGCAAUUCAAAA
This is a messenger RNA of Sphaeramia orbicularis (orbiculate cardinalfish), 6579 nucleotides long. RefSeq names its product granule associated Rac and RHOG effector 1 (gene garre1). NCBI's taxonomy places the organism in Eukaryota, Metazoa, Chordata, Actinopteri, Kurtiformes, Apogonidae. The transcript is spliced from 14 exons. Gene Ontology annotation, biological process: Rac protein signal transduction. The record is from RefSeq and is a predicted model, not a curated record. Bases 1506 to 4853 code for a protein of 1115 amino acids. Gene Ontology annotation, molecular function: CCR4-NOT complex binding.